GCCGAGCAAAGCUUUGUGAGUAGGCUCAUAGACUCUCUUCUCGAGACAGGACGUCCAAAGACUGAGCUAGAGACAAACAUCAUCAGCGCCUGCCAAAGAACUCCCUGAUCUCCCUGCAGGUACAGUGAAGAAGAUUGCUGCAAGCCCAUCUGGACUGGUCUCCACUCCGGGUGACGAGGCGCCUCUGUACGUCAUGAAUGCAGCGGGGUCGUCCAAGGUACAGAGGAAGACUGCCCCCGCGGCUCCGGUCGCGCAGACCCAACGCCCAGGCGAACCGCAGACGAGCGGCGCAAGGCAGGAGUCUAGCUCAGGCACAACGACAAUAGCAAAGGGCGCAGUGACAACCGCGUCACCUAGAGACGAGGCAGAAGCCGAUCAGCAGACGACACCACGUCCGGACUUGCCCUCAUCUGGCCAUGGCGAGCUUCCAUCGAUUCUCAUGACGCCUCGAGCAGGGAAUACCACACCGAGAGUUGGAACUGCCACGCCGACCUUUUCGACAAUGCCAAGGCCACACUCGUCGCCAGGGCUCGACGCCAGUGACACUCAAAGGCUUCGGAGUCAGAAGCUGGCGACAUCGUCAAAGGCAUCGACGAUGAGCCGCACCCCGAAUGCACUGAAGAACGCCAGGAAUAAGCUUGGGAGUAUUGCGCGGUCCAGGGACAGCUUUUUCUCACCUACGUCCAGCGCUGAUGCUGCCUACAAUGGCGAUGUGGUGGGCGAAAAGGCGGGCCGCAGCAAGGGGAGCCAGUCGAACCAGGUCGGCGUUGCAAACACUGCACCACCUGUGAGCGCCUCUGCCGCACUUGCCAGCGAGCUCAACGAUCUCGCCGUCGCCCAUGACGAAGGCUUGUUGGGCGAGGAGGAGUACCGUCUGCUUCGACAGGGGGCAUUCGAUCGCCUGAUGAAGAACGGUGCGAUGGAGCUGCCGCAGGAGGGUGCCAUCCGAGGUCUGGGAGUCGUGAGCGCUGAUCCCGAUGCGACAAUUCCUCGCAGACGAGAUACAGAGCCCCUGGCCUCGGUGCUGGAGCAGCAGCAGCAACAACAACAACAAAAGCAGCAGCAGCAGCAGCAGCAGCAGCCUUACAGUAGAGAGCGAGCGUCGACACUAUCGCAGACGCCGAGUGUUCUCAGUCUUCUCCGACGAGCAUCGCUGCUCAGCGGUAAAGGGAGCGAGAAGAGGGCUUCUACAGACCAGCACCAACACCUGGACCCCUCGUCUUCGUCGACUGCGAGCGUCCGACAGCACGCUUCCAAUCCUACGCUCGGUGGGCGGCGACUCACCAAUGACUCUGGCUCCCUCUUUGCAUCCAACAGCAGCCGCGUCCACUCGCAGUACAGCGGUACCUCGGGCGGCCACGGAGGCACGCCAAGCUCUACGACACGGUCACUAUCUAACCUCCGUAGGGGUGGCUCGAGGCGGAAAAAGGAGCGAGCAGAGGAGCUCGAAGAAGCCUAUCGAACUGCCAGAAGCACCAGGAGCCUUCGCGGCGCAGCCAGCCAGAUUCUCGUUGAUCCUUCUUCGAGCCUGGGCGUGGGCGAUGACUCCAAUGCAUCUGUGGCCCGGAUGAGUGCCAUGGGUCUGUCGAUCUCGAAUGGCACAUCGCUCCUCGGCGUCGACUAUGCGGACAAGAGCUCUUCAGAGAUCAAGGCGGAGCGCGCCGUCGUCGAAGCGGAAUACGCUCGGCUGCUCGAGAGCUUCAGUGCCAUGGAGCAGAUGUCCAUGGGCAGAUAUUCCACGCUCGACUAUCAACAGCUGAAGAAGGCCUGGGCGCUGAGCGCUCUCAACCAUGGAGGGACCAUGCCGGACGACAUUGAGGAUCCCGAUGGCAACUUUGUCCUGGUCGAGGGCGGAGGCGAGAGCGAGCCAGCGGGGACUCAAACGACCAAGGAUGGCAAGAGAAGCAGUCAGACGGGCAAAUCGAACAUCCGAAAGACAAGAAGCGGCCCUCUUUUGCAGCCUUUCAACUCCUCCACGGGGGCUGCUUCUGGCUCUGCUAGCAGUCUCAAUGGAGCUGCCCUCUUGAGCCCCCCUUCGUCGUACCGUGGACCUGGCUCGCCGGCGUCCUCUUCGCCAAACAACCGCAGCAGGACCUCGCUCACUUCUCUGUCUCCACCUUCGUCGCCCAACGCACCGGUCCGAGGAGGCAGGGCGGCCGGGAGCUACUUCAGCGGUGCAGUCAUAGAGGCGCCACUAGACGAAGCACGCUCAAGCGGUAACACAGACGAAGAGACGGCACAGAGGCUCAUCCUCAGCCUCAAGACGGACCUUGACGAGAUCGCGAAGCGGAAGCAGGAUGUCGCUGCAAAGUACAGCGCACGGUUGGACUUUCUGAAGAGCGCCACGAGGAGUGCUCUGAUCCGCGAGGGCCUCAAGCGGUGAUGGCCCAGUCAUCUAGCCUCUCUUCUUCUCUCCUUUCUCCUUGCGCUUAAUACGUCUGGCUUUGUAUCAAUUCCUUUUUGUUACCAUCUUCUAACCCCUCAUUCCCCCUUUCUCUUCUCCCUCCAUGUUCCAUUUUCCUCUGAUUUUUAGUGACGGAUCAAU
Messenger RNA from Acaromyces ingoldii, 2545 nucleotides. RefSeq lists its product as hypothetical. The record is from RefSeq and is a predicted model, not a curated record. NCBI's taxonomy places the organism in Eukaryota, Fungi, Basidiomycota, Exobasidiomycetes, Exobasidiales, Cryptobasidiaceae. The transcript has a single exon. The coding region runs from base 194 to 2383 and encodes 729 amino acids.